UAUAUAUCAUACCUGUAAUCUUCAUAGACAUUCAUAAAUAUUAGUAUCACGAACUGAGAUUUGCUAGAUAUUUUAGUUGCUGAUUAGUAAGCUAUUUAUGCAAAAAUAAGUGGGUCUCCUCUUUGAGUGUGAAAAGUUGCUGCCCAUUAUUCACAUAUCGAAAUUACCGAAACGAGACGUUUGGCGAACCAUUCAAUUUCUACCGACUGGAAUCGUUUUUGCGUAACGGUGAGUACUAAACAUACCAGUUGUAGGUAUGCCGUGCUCGUGAUAGUUAUAUUUACCUAUUAACUUUGACACAAUAAAUCGAUCCGAGCGGAAUCUUUUUGCUAAAAUGGGUUCCAAAAUCGAAUAUGUGGAUUCGUCGCAGCUGUAUGCUACAAACUACGUUCGUAACGCCAAAGCGGUAGGCGUACUCUGGGGAAUUUUCACUGUUUGCUAUGCAAUAAUCGUCGCGGUGGCUUUCAUCACUCCAGAAUGGAUUGGCGAUACGACGACAUCCGAAAACCCUGCACGUUUCGGCCUAUGGAACAGCUGUUAUUUCGGAAAUGGUGUGUCCUCUGCUGUUGAAGAUUGUCAGGGAAAACUGGAUGAUCUGACCAGCAUACCGAGCACAGCCAUAAGAGUGGCGACUAUUUUCGGUGGUGUGUCUGUAAGCAUUGCCAUAGUGAUUGUGGUAAUGUUGUUGUUGUUCUUCUGCUUGCAAUCUACCACCGUAUAUCUCAUAUGCGGAUGGCUGCAUAUAUUUUCUGGUAUAUUUAUAUAAUCUGUAACAAUUAUGCCUCGUAUUGAACAUCUUGUUAACAUAAUAUUUAUUUAAUGUUUAGCUGGAUGUAUGAUCACAGCCAUUGUAGUUUUUCCAAUAGGAUGGGAUUCACCGCACAUUCAGAGGACAUGUGGUCCAGAAGCUAGAAGCUAUAAUCUCGGUGAUUGUAGUUUCCGGUGGGCAUAUUUAUUAGCGGUCAUUGCUGGUCUAGACGCAUUUAUCCUAUCAGUUUUGGCAUUUAUUCUAGCCACCAGACACAUUAAACUUCAGCCCGAACCAUUAUAUGCUUCCACUUUGCGUAAAGGUAAUUCGAUCAUAUUUCAGAAAAUAAGUUUUAUUAAAAGUUAUACAUUAUUAUUUAGGUGAAAUAAAUAGCGGUUACUUGGGUGAUAGUAGUGCGUCUAUGGCUGGGUCUAGAAAAUCAUUAAAUUUACAACCAGUCAUGUUAAUGCCACAACCAAUGAUGGACCAAGAUCGGUUUUCCGAAUUUUCCAACAGGACUGGCCGUUCCCAUAAAGGUGCUAUGUAUAGGCCAGAAUAUGCUUCAUCUAGUAUUCAUAAUUUCCAACUUUGAGUAUUUUUAGAUAAAAUUAUGGUACACCAUACUCUUUAAACUAUAAGUUAAACAAAGUAUAUUAUUUCUAUUAUUAGUUUUAAUGUAUACUAGACAAAUGGAAGUGAAAUUAUUUUCACUGGUAAGUAUGAAUACAUAUAUUUUGUAUUAUGCUCAAGGGUACCAAUGUUUUAUAAAAUGUUAUUAUUGUUUUACUGUGCAGGGUAUAUUUUUUAAACUAUAUAUUUAUUUUAUAUUUUUUUUGUUUUAUAAAAAAAUAGUCCAGUUUAUUAGUAUCAUUAAGAAUCUCAAUAUAUUCUCUUUGUACUUAUGAAAAUAAAUGUUUUGUAAAGAAUGAAAUAACUAGAAAGUCCGUCCAAUUGUGUAUUAUUUAUAUAUAUAAAUAGUAUAUUUAUUUACACUUAUUUAAUUUUUUUUUUUUUUUUUUAAU
Molecule: messenger RNA, 1770 nt
Organism: Cinara cedri
Lineage: Eukaryota; Metazoa; Arthropoda; Insecta; Hemiptera; Aphididae
Source: the annotation of a GenBank genome assembly